AUGGUUGAGCAACCUCUCGAGCCGCCAGUGGGCUUAGAUUCCAGCUUUGAGGAGGUGUCGACCUGGGUUCAGGAUGAAGGUGUGAGACGUAUUGGAUUGUAUGACAUGGGUGGUGUCGGAAAGACUACCCUUCUAAAGAAAAUCCACAAUGAGUUUCUGGUAAAGGAGCACGAUUAUCACGUGGUUGCUUGGAUUGUAGUGUCCCAACCAACUGAUCCUAAGAAAAUCCAGGAACACAUUUGGGAGAAACUGCAUCUCCCUAAAUCUCAAUGGAAUGACAUCAUAGAGUCGGAAAGACCGGGCAAGAUAUUGAAGAUUAUAAAGGAAAAGAAUUUUCUAAUUUUUUUGGAUGAUGUAUGGGAGGAAAUAGAUCUCUUAAAUCUCGGGAUUCCUUCUCGCAAUCAUCAACACAAAUCCAAGAUCAUAUUCACAACCCGAUUACAGGAUGUUUGUGGCUCCAUGCAUGCUGAGCGGACGAAGAAGGUUGAGUGUUUGCCAGCAGAUAAAGCCCUCAAACUAUUCCGAGAGAAGGUGGGUGAACAAACUUGGACUGCCCAUGUUGAAAUCCCAAAUCUUGCUGAAGCUAUGAUUAAGGAGUGCAAGUAUCUGCCGCUUGCUCUUAUUACUGUUGGGGCAGCAAUGGCCAGUCGUAGGUGUCCCGAUGAAUGGAGGGGCAGUAUUGAAGUUUUGAAGAAACUCCCAUCAGAAUUUGCAGAUAUGGAAAAGAAGGUGCUCUCUGUGCUAGAAUUUAGCUAUGAAGCUUUGCUAGAUGAAACCCACAAAAAAUGUUUCUUGUACUGCUCAAUAUUCCCUGAGGACCAUGUAUAUCGCAUGGAUGAAUUGAUUGAUCUAUGGAUUGGGGAAGGUCUUCUCAGUGAAUGUGGUGGUAUACGUGAAGCGCGCGAUCAGGGAAUCGAAAUAGCCAGAUGCCUCAUACGUGUUUGUUUAUCGGAGGAAGUUGAUAUGUCUAUUGAAAAAUGUUGUAAAAUGCAUGAUGUAGUUCGAGAUAUGGCCUUGUGGGUGGCAUCUGAACAUGGCAAGAAGAAGAGACCACUUUGUCAGGAGAAACAGAGGUCAUUUGAGCCCACGGAAUUCGUGAAGUGGACUGAUGUAGAAAGGAUAUCCCUCUGGGAGGUGGAUCAAAAGCUGGAAAAGUUGCCUGAUACAUUUGCAACUUUUUCUAGUCUAUCUACUUUGAUAAUACGAGAUACCAAGGUAAAGACAUUUCCAAAUGGAUUCUUUUCUGCCAUGCUAUCGUUGAGAGUGUUGGAUGUGUCAUGUAAUGAAUUCUUGAUUGAGUUACCCGGAGAUAUUGGAGUACUAGGAAAUUUGAGGUACCUUGAUUUGCAGUGGACAAUGAUAAGGGAGCUGCCUGCAGAGCUAGAGAAUCUGACAAAGUUGAUGGGGGGAGAAGAGCGAAAAGUGAUUGAGAAGCCGAAUCACUGCUGUAACACGAAGUUAAUUCAAGAGGUUUGCCUGCGAUUAGACUUCACUGUUGCUGUUGAAGAGUUACUUAUGAAAUGCCCCCACUUGCAGAGGUGCUUAAGAGAACUCAGGCUUAGAUGGUGUAAGGUUUGGAUGUCACUUAUAAUCCCGAAGCCAUCAUUGAGGACAAUGGAGCAUCUCAAAUAUCUACAAGUCAGUCGCUGUGAAUUCACUGAGAUAACAAUGGGCAAGGAAGAAUAUGGUUGGCACGGAGAGACUGGGAGAAGUGAUGGAUUAGGAUCUCUUCGUCUACCUUCUUAUCCUGAAAUUAGCCCUGAAAUUAGCCACCUGGAAAGUCAGGACUGCUUCCGUAGACUUGAAAGGAUAAUCAUUGAAGAUUGCGACAAGUUACGAGAAGUGACAGUUUUAAUUUAUCAUGCUCCCUGCCUUACCUACCUCAGAAUUAGUUGUUGUGAAUCAUUGCGGGAACUGAUCGCUGGGGAUGUUGAAGAUUCUCAUGUGGGCAAAAUACUCUCAUCUCUCAUCUACCUUGACCUGGGAGCUCUUCCGGAAUUGGAGAGCAUCUGCAGGGGAGCGCUGUCCCUUCCUUCGCUGGAAUUGUUACAGGUUGUGAAAUGCCGGCAACUGAAGAAGCUCCCCCUAAAGAGCAGCAGCAGUGCACACGCAAGAAGACAGUUCUGCAAAAUUAGAGGAGACUGGGAGUGGUGGAAUGGUUUGCAAUGGGAUGACCCUGAGACGAAGCGCCUGUUCUUUAGGAAUUUUAUUUCUGGGUUUUAG
Punica granatum (pomegranate) is the source of this 2223-nucleotide messenger RNA. Lineage: Eukaryota; Viridiplantae; Streptophyta; Magnoliopsida; Myrtales; Lythraceae. The record is from RefSeq and is a predicted model, not a curated record.